Messenger RNA from Camellia sinensis, 3959 nucleotides. RefSeq lists its product as uncharacterized. The record is from RefSeq and is a predicted model, not a curated record. Gene Ontology annotation, molecular function: ADP binding. Lineage: Eukaryota; Viridiplantae; Streptophyta; Magnoliopsida; Ericales; Theaceae.
UCUCACUUUCGUUCUCUUUGUCUUCGUACUUUUCAAACCAAUCGAUUGAAAAACUCUAUGUGUACGAAUAUCUUGCCCCUUUGGUCAUUUUAAUUGUGGGACUAUGACUGAAGAGUUUUUUUUAAGGUAAGGAAGAACACUGAACACGCCUCUCUAUCCAUGUUAGUUAUAAUUCCAUUCCAUAAUUUUCUAGUUCUCUUGAAUGAUGUGUGAUCUUGGAAGUGUUUUGAGAACUGGGUUUUGCUUAUCAUGGAUUAAAACGCAGAAAACUAUGUGGGUUUUGCUGAGUUUGUGUUGUUAUUGAGCUCAGCUCAUAAAAUGUUUGUUGAAAGGUCUCAGUGUUUGUCACAAAUUGGGUUCUGAUUUUUAAUAUUCUAGCAUAAUUUGAUUGUUCUAAUCGGGGUUGAGAAUUGAUAUCUGGGUCUUUUGGUCUUUAAUCUUUUGAAGAACAUUAAUAAUGGGAUUUCUUGGAUCUUUUAGAGCUGGUUUGGGGGAUUAUAAGAAUGAUUUCUUUCACCUUGAUCUUCAUCUUUGUUUUUCAUUCUUGGAGGAAUUGGAUUAUGAUUGUUGCAAUUUUGACAGUUUCUACAGAGUUAAAGUAGCUAGUUAUAAGUCUUUAUUGGGCUACUACUUGGUCUAAUUAACAUUAAACAAUUGGAGAAAAUUUGGAAAAACUAGUCAUUUAUCUUCUUUGAUUUCAAUGGAUGUAUUACAAGCUUUUGCUGCAGCAACACAAAUAGUUUCAAGCAUGGUAGGGGCUGUUAAUGCAUUGGAACAAGCCUCUAGAAAUCUUGAAGAAGCUCCGAAGAGGAUUCACAGCCUAGAGGAAUUUGUGUGUGAUCUUGAGAAUCUGACAAACCGAAUUGAGCAAAAACAUUUUUACAAGCUUCAUAAUCCCCAGCUGGACCGUCAGCUUCAAAGUUUGAAUGGUCUUAUUGAACGGCUUCGUCCAAACAUGAGAAAGGCAAGAAAGGUCGUGUCAAAGAGUAGAACUAAAAAGUUGGCGAUAGUUGUGUGGAGUUCUGUGACUGGCAGUCCACUUGAUAAGAUAGUAAACUCAAUUAGGGAUGACUUGAAUUGGUGGCUCGAAUCUCAAAAGUUGACUGAAGAUGUUGAGAAAGUAAUUGAAUCGACUGCAAGAAACAUCCCCAUUCGACCAAAAGUAAAGGCAGAGCAAGGUUACCCGAUUUCUAGUAAGUGCAAAUUUGUGAGAGGCUUACUAGAGCAAGAGACUACUCACCGUGUCAUUUUAAUUGUUGGGUUAUCAGGUAUUGGAAAGUCUUGUUUGGCUCGUCAAGUAGCUUCUGAUCCUCCGCUGAAGUUUGAUGGUGGAGCAGUUGAACUUGGAUUCGGGCAGUGGUGCAGCAGGGCUGCUUGUAGUGGUAACAAGGAUGAGUACCACAAGCGGUUGGCUAGAAGAAUAUGUAAGUUGCUCGUGCAGAUUGGAUUUUGGAAGAAGAUUAAAGACGAGAACAAUGAUGAUCUUGAAAUAAUUUGUUGCUUGCUUCAAGAAGCAUUGUAUGAGAAGAGCAUUUUAAUCCUUCUUGAUGAUGUGUGGGAACAAGACAUAGUUGAGCGAUUUGCAAAGCUGUAUGAUAAUGAUUGCAAAUACUUGGUAACUACGAGGAAUGAAUCUGUAUAUGAAAUAACAGAAGCGGAGAAGGUAGAGUUAAGCAAGGAUGACAUAAAGGAAAUAAGCAAAGCAGUUCUGCUCUAUCAUAGCCUCCUCAAAGAUGAUGAAAUACCGGAUGUGGCAGAUAAUUUGCUUGAACGUUGUGGUCACCACCCUCUUACAGUUGCUGUAAUGGGUAAGGCUCUCAGAAAAGAGAUCAGGGCAGAAAAAUGGGAAAAGGCUAUCUCCAACCUAUCCACCUACGCCAUGUGUGCGCCGGGUCCAGUUUCGUAUGUAAAUGAGAAAGAAGCCGAGAAUGCAGUGACCAUUUUUGGAUCAUUUGAGUUCAGUCUAAAUGCAAUGCCGGAAGAUUCUAGAAGGCUCUUUCUAGCUACCGCUGCUCUUUCAUGGGCUGAACCCGUGCCAGAAGCUUGCCUAGAGGCUGUUUGGUCAGCUCUUGGGCACGUGAACAUGUUUCCUCUCGUUGUUUGCAAACUUGUCGAAGGCUCGCUGCUAAAGAAAACUGAUUAUUACCACUUGUAUCAAGUACACGACAUGGUCUCUCUGUACCUUUAUGGAAAGAUAAAUGACUCGCUCAAAAUUCUACUGAUUGAUUUGACACCUGAAGGAACUGCUUUUAUCAGCCCUUGGCUUUUUAUAUUUGGGAAGGAAACAUCUCAGAAAGUCGCCGGGCAGAGGAUAGAGUUCUUCCUCGGUGUUUUAGAAGAAAAACAGGCAGUUAUCACCUUGGAAGCAAUUACGCAAGCCAUUAUGGAAAUCAUUUCCAUUUCUGAAUUUGAAGCGAGCAGAGCGAGUUUGAGCAGAAUAGUGGGACCCAAAAUUGCGAAUCUGAUCUCAACAGACUCACGAGAUCUGAUUGCAGCAUUGGCAAAAGCAAUCACAAUUAUAUUCAGUACGAGCGAUUACCGUGAUUAUUUUCCAUCCCUUGAGAAUAUCGGAGCGGUUGACAAGUUCGCGAGUAUAUUAGAUAACUGUCACGAUCCCAUGAUCCAAACUAACGUUUCGACUAUCCUUGCAAAGCUAGCAGAAUUCGGAAGCCCUGCCACAGUUGAUAAAGUGCUUCGGAGCAUUCCCAUGAACCGGCUGGCAGAUUUGCUCUCUCCCAAUGCCAAGGAGUGGCAUGACAGCAUCUUUACAACGUUGAUGUCACUGACCACUGUGGGAAAGUCAAAGGCUGUUGAGUAUAUGUUUUCAUUUGAGAUCGACAAGAGUCUAAUAAAACUUCUUGAGGUUGGAUCUGAGGUUGCACAACACAAUGCCAUAGCCACACUGAAGGCAAUUUACGAGCUUGGAAGCCCUCCUGCAAAUUGUUCUCUUCGACCCGGCACUCUCAACCUCUUGCCUUGGCAAGCAAGACUUAGUUUGGAAAAGUUUGUUUUGUCAGAUCGAAACAUUACCUUUGCACCGAAGCUAAAUAUAUUCGAAGAUCUCGUCCACAAGGUGCUUGGAAGUGAUAAGAAGAUGGUAUUGGAUGCCAUGCAAGAACUCAUACCUGUGAUUGAGAAAGCAGGAGACCCGGGAACCAGGGACAUGAUUUUACAAAGUCCUCUGGUCAAACGGUUAUCAGACCUCCUGCAACAUAGUAAUCCAAACAACUCCAUGAGAUCUCAAUCAGCUUUUUUGCUGAUGAAGUUAGCUUGUGUUGGUGGAGAGCCCUUUAUUAAAAAAUUCCUCCAGUACGAUAUUAUUGCUGAUCUGGUCAAGAUGAUGCAAUGCAGCAUCUCGGAAUUGCAGGAUUCAGCCUACACAGUGCUGCAUCAGAUGCUUUUCGGAGAUGGUGGAGACCUGAUUAUGAAGAGAAUCCUCCAAAUGGGUAUCAUAGAAAAAUUAGUUAAUUCAAUUGAGGGCAAAUCAGCAAAGACAAGGGAAGUAAAUGUGAAUUGUGUUUUGGAUAUUGUUGAGUUGGGAAACAAAGCGUGUUUGGAGCAGAUGUUUGCUUUGCAACUGGUGGAGAAGCUUGCUAGGGUUGAAAAGGCCAAUGGGGGCACUGGUGAAAGCGUGGUUGGAUUUCUUAAGAGUGUGGAUAAGUGUAAGCAUCUCUCAAUGGCUGAGCGUAGACUGAUGAAGCAGCAAGUGGUGAGAAAGGUGAGGGAGACGGUGAAAGGCAAAGCUCAAAUUAUAGCAGCUGUAGAUGUUUUCAUGUCUGAAGGAUCAAAAGCCGCUAGUAGUAGUGUUGAUAGUGGUAGAAAGUAGUAGCUUUCUCGAGUUCAGUGAAAGAGGGAAGCUUGUUUUCUUGGCUUGCUGCUCGGGACAUUUCCUUCUUUAUAUGUAACAUUAAAAAUUGUGUCAAAUGAAGAACCAAUAAAAUCAUUGCAAUUUCGAAACA